Molecule: messenger RNA, 3559 nt
Organism: Rhineura floridana
Lineage: Eukaryota; Metazoa; Chordata; Lepidosauria; Squamata; Rhineuridae
Gene: STIM2
Product: stromal interaction molecule 2
Exons: 12
Coding region: 73-2637 (854 amino acids)
Biological process (GO): store-operated calcium entry; activation of store-operated calcium channel activity; intracellular calcium ion homeostasis
Cellular component (GO): plasma membrane; endoplasmic reticulum
Molecular function (GO): calcium channel regulator activity; calcium ion binding; protein binding
Source: RefSeq, a predicted model, not a curated record
AGGGCCGGGCGCAAUUGGCGCUGUUAUCAGCGGAGGAACUUGCUGUGGCUUUGACGUGGCUUGAGACUGCGCAUGCGGAAAUGCGGCGGCGGCGGCGGCGGCGGCAGUAACAGCAGCAGCAACGAGAGCAGCAACCGCCGCAUCCUCGUCGCCUUGUUCGUCACCACAGCGUGGGGCACUCGGGGGCGGGGCAGCAGCAUCAGGAGCGGGCUGGCGGAGGCGGCCGAGCGACAACGACGACUUCCCUGCUCCCUCACCUGCCGCCGAGGCUGGUGGCUGCGGGCUCCCGCCGCACAGAUGACCCUGAGCUGCCCCGUUGCAUCCGCUGCCGACGGCGGCGCGAGGAGGAGGGGAAGGAGGAGAGCGCGGCCGGGCGGGAUCUUGCUGCUUCUGCUCCUCUUGCCGCUGCCCGAGGCGGAUGCCGCCGUCUCUGCUUUGCCUUCCCUUUCUUCGUCAGCCGGGCGGUGCGAGCCGCAGGCGGCGGACGUGGCUGGCGGCGGCAGCCGCAGAAGGGGAAGCGAUGGCGCCGCUAGCGGAGGCGCUGCUUCUGCUUCCUCAGCGCCUGAGAAUCCGUCCCUGGGGACAGAUCCUUGUCAUUUACUGAGUCCGCCAUGUUUCACUGAGGAAGAUAAGUACAGUCUGGAAGCUCUCCGCACAAUUCAUAAACAAAUGGAUGAUGACAAAGAUGGUGGUAUUGAAGUAGAUGAAAGUGAUGAGUUUAUCAGAGAAGAUAUGAAAUAUAAAGAUGCUUCUAAUAAACAUAGCCAUCUACACAGGGAAGACAAACACAUCACCAUUGAAGACCUGUGGAAACGCUGGAAAACAUCUGAAGUUCACAAUUGGACACACGAGGAGACUCUUCAGUGGCUGGUGGAAUUUGUUGAACUUCCUCGGUAUGAGAAGACUUUCAGAGAAAAUAAUGUUAAAGGAACAACUUUGCCAAGGAUAGCAAUUAAUGAGCCUGUAUUUAUGAACUCUCAGUUGAAAAUCAUUGAUCGGAGCCACAGACAGAAACUUCAGCUGAAGGCCUUGGAUGUUGUUUUAUUUGGACCUCUCACACGACCACCUCACAACUGGAUGAAAGAUUUCAUACUCACAAUUUCUAUAGUGAUUGGUGUUGGGGGCUGCUGGUUUGCAUAUACUCAAAACAAGACUUCAAAAGAGCAUAUAACAAAAAUGAUGAAAGAUUUAGAAAGCCUUCAGACAGCAGAGCAGAGUUUAUGUGAAUUGCAAGAGAGGCUUGAAAAAGCACAGGAGGAAAAUCGGACUGUCGCUGUUGAAAAGCAAAACCUGGAGCGCAAGAUGAUGGAUGAAAUCAGUGAUGCAAAACGGGAAGCGUGUCGGCUGAGAGAGCUGCGGGAGGGAGCAGAAUGUGAACUCAGCAGACUUAAAUAUGCAGAAGAGGAGCUGGUGCAGGUCCGCAUGGCUUUAAAAAAGGCUGAGAAAGAAUUUGAACUAAGAAGCAAUUGGUCUGUUCCUGAUGCGCUGCAGAAAUGGCUCCAGCUGACACAUGAAGUGGAAGUACAAUACUACAAUAUUAAGAGACAAAAUGCAGAAAUGCAGUUAGCGAUUGCCAAGGAAGAGGCAGAAAAGAUUAAGAAAAAGAGAAGUACCGUCUUUGGGACAUUACAUGUUGCACACAGCUCUUCUCUUGAUGAAGUGGACCACAAGAUUCUGGAAGCAAAGAAAUCACUUUCUGAAUUAACCACUUGUUUGAGAGAGCGACUCUACCGAUGGCAGCAGAUUGAGAAGAUUUGUGGCUUCCAGAUAGCACAUAACUCAGGAUUACCUAGUCUGACUUCAUCACUUUACUCUGAUCAUAGUUGGGUGGUAAUGCCACGAGUCUCCAUUCCACCAUAUCCAAUUGCAGGGGGAGUGGAUGACCUUGAUGAAGACACUCCUCCGAUAGUUUCUCAAUUUCAUGGGUCCAUUGUAAAAACAAGCACCUUAGCACGGAGCAGUAGCAUGUGUCGCUCCAGGAGAAAUGUUGUGCCGUCAUCACCUCAGUCACAACGCACAGCACAAAUGCAACACACUCCACAUACACAAGCUACUUUGCACUCUGCAGAUCCAGACAUCCUGUCAGUGUCCAGUUGCCCUGCUGCUUACCGUACAGAGGAGGAGGAGGAGGCCAUUUACUUCACUGCUGACAAGCAAUGGGAAGUACAAGAUACAGUUUCCGAAUGUGACUCCUUAAAUUCCUCUGGAAAGAAACAGUCUCCUCCGUCAAGCCUUGAAAUAUAUCAACCUCUGUCACCUCAAAAAAUAUCACGGGAGGAACUCUCACUGGAAGAGUCGUCUACUGGAGACUCUUCUUCCCUAACAGCAGAUAUUUCGAGGGGUUCUCCUGACUGUGUUGGUAUGACAGAAACAAAAAGUAUGAUCUUUAGUCCAGCAAGCAAGGUGUACAAUGGCAUUCUGGAGAAGUCCUGCAGCAUGAACCAGCUCUCUAGCAGCGUUCCAGUCCCCAAGCCUCGACACACCUCAUGUUCAUCCGGCAGCAGUGGAAGCAAAACGGGCCAUCAUACUGCAGCUGUCCCUCGGAUAAAUAGCACCUCACAGGACCUCUGUCAAAACGGGGAACGAAACAAAAAGUCCUCCAAAAUAAAAAGUCUUUUUAAGAAGAAGUCAAAGUGAACCUGCUGGAGGAAAUGCUCAGUUGUGGCAUUGUUAGACUUGUUGUUUGUUUUAUUUUUUAAAUUAAGAAUGUAGUUAUCUUGGUUUUCCGGGCUUGGAUGCCAUAGCAGGAAACCCUCUUUGGUCAACCCCUCUUCUGUUUUAAAUGACUUUACAGUCAAGUUGUGCCAGCUGUUAUUGAAAAAUUUUAAUUUCAAGACAGUUUACAGUUAUAUGUCUAUUUAUUUCUGCUUUUUUAGUUUAUAUAUAAAACUCUUUUUAAAAAAAACACAACACUUUUAACACAAGCUUUAACGGACUAAUAAGCCUGCAUGGGCUUCCCAAAGUUUUUUCUUGUUUACCGAAGCAUCUUCUUAUCUUUCCACAGAAGCUAUGGCAUUUGCAUACUGGACGAAAGUGACUUUUAAUGAAGUAAAACUACUUAAAUUGCACUACUGUUUCCCUGACUGGAAAGUAUCUUCGCAAGUAAAACUGUUUAGACUUGUAAAUGACAGAAAAGUUGGGUUGGUUCUUUGUUAUUUUUUAGGUUGUUUUUACGUAGAAACUAGCAUUUCUAACAAUUGAUUUCUGGAACUGGAACCUCGCUUCGUCAACAGAAUGCUUCUUUAAAUUCAUUUAUUAACCUAAUGGAUUGGGUCCUGUUGUAAAAAUCAUGAUUAUCCAGGGCUUUCACUGUGAUUUUAUUGCAUUGCACAGGCUGAAUGGUUUUUUUAAAAAAACUUGUUGCAAAAAGAAGAGGAUUCCAUACACAAGUGAUAAAAUUUAAAACUUGAUUUUGAAGGACUUUCUAAGACAUUCACAACCUUAAACCUGAGAUAGGGACAACUGUGGGCACUUGUUUACAUACUUUGACAGACAACGGAUGUUUGAUUUGUGAAUAUUUGUACUGUGGCAAAGAUAAUAAAUUGGAAAUACUAUUGUG